AUGGUGGACGGUACGAAGCUUCCCAUCCACGGCGAAGCAACCUUGCAGCUGCACAUAGGUGCGUUGAGAUGGAAGCCGAAGCUACCUGUUACCAACAUCAAAGGGUUAGAUUUCAUCUUGGGGCGAGAUUUCCUGAAGCGGUUCAACCCCGAGAUCGAUUGGGUCAACAGCAAGGUGUGCAUCUACAACAACGGGAAGCGGAUAGCACUACGAAGCUGGACGGAUACAGGAGACAUUCCGGAAACAACACUGGCACGGUUCGAACGGAUGGUGAACGAGGGCGACGCGGGUUACGUAGCACUGGUCAUGGCAGCAGCAGAAGAGGUGAAACCGGGUUCCGAGCUACCCGCAGCAGUGAAAGAAGUCUUGGAGCAGUACAAAGACAUCAUGCCCGACGACCUACCUGCAGGCGUACCUCCAGCACGCACCCACGAGCACGAGAUCGUGGAGGAACCAGGUGCGAAACCCGUCUCACGUGCACCAUACCGACUGAGUCCGACCGAGCUGACAGACAUGAAAAAACAGAUCGAAUAUUUACUGGACAGACAACUGAUCCGCCCAUCCACAUCUCCCUACGGUGCACCAGUUCUCUUCACACCAAAACCAGACGGCAGUUUACGGAUGUGCAUCGACUACCACGCACUGAACAAAUUGACAGUUAAAAAUAAAUACCCCAUACCGCGCAUCGACGACUUACUGGACCAACUGCGUGGUGCAACAGUUUUCUCGAAGCUGGACCUACGGUCGGGUUACUGGCAGAUCAAGAUGGCGGACAACUCGAUCCACAAAACGGCGUUCCGUACGAGAUACGGCUCCUACGAAUACUUGGUGAUGCCGUUCGGACUCUGCAACGCACCAGCAACGUUUCAGGCGGAGAUGAACCACAUCCUUCGACCCCUGCUGGACGAGUGCGUAGUGGUGUACCUGGAUGACAUUCUCAUCUACUCUAAGAACAUGAAGGAGCACGUGGAGCAUCUGCGGAAGGUGUUCGAAAUCCUGCGGAAGAAUAAGUUCUACGUGAAGCUGUCAAAGAGCGACUUCGCACUGGAGAAAGUGCAGUUUCUCGGGCACAUGGUGAGUGCCAAGGGCGUGCACGUGGACCCGCGGAAAAUCGAAGCCGUUAAAAAGUGGAAGGUUCCGGAGAACGUGAAAGAGUUGCAGCAGUUCCUCGGCUUCGCCAACUACUACAACAGGUUUGUGCCGCAGUACGCUAAGAUAGCAGCGCCACUGACCGACCUACUGAAAAAGGAUACGCCCUUCAGAUGGAUCCUAUUAGAGGAAUUUCAUGACGUACCUUACGCGGGACAUUUCGGGAGCAACAAGACGUUAGCGGGAAUAGCGAAGUAUUACUACUGGCCCCGGAUGGCAGCAAACAUGCAGCAGUUCGUCACCUCAUGCGACACGUGCCAGCGGAUGAAGAGUAGCAAGCAGAAAAAAGCAGGGUUACUUCAACCUCUACCCGUACCGGAGCAGCCAUGGCAGGUCGUUAGCCUCGACUUCAUCACAGGACUUCCCUCGACCUCACGGGGACACGAUUCCAUCCUCGUAGUAAUCGAUAAGUUCUCCAAAAUGGGUCAUUUCAUACCGACCAACGCCACAGCUACAGCUGAAGCAACUGCUCGCCUCUUCUUCGACCGCAUCAUCACCAUCCACGGCAUCCCCGCUACACUUAUCUCAGACAGAGACCCAAAAUUCACAAGUAAGUUCUGGAAGGAGCUUAUGGGACUGCUGGGGACCAAGCUUGCCAUGUCUUCAGCAUACCAUCCCCAGACUGACGGACAAACGGAGCGACUCAAUCAGGUGGUUGAACAGUUACUGCGUACAGCUUGCAAAGACGACAUCAGCCACCGGGAUUCACAGUUACCAACCUUAGAGUUCGCUUACAACAACGCCUCACAUGCGGCCACAGGGAAAACCCCUUUCUUCCUGUGUUACGGACGGGAACCACUCACACCACAGCAGCCAACCACACCGGCACACGUCCAAGCCGCACACGACUUCGUCACCACCAUGCAGCAGCUAUGGGAGAAGACUCAGCGGCGUCUCACCACGAUGCAGAACUCCCAGAAGCAGUAUGCCGAUCGACAGCGACAAGAUCACUCAGUAGCAGUCGGAGAUCAGGUGCUUCUCGACACGCGCAACUUGAACCUGUCACACCUACCAUCCAAACUCCGGCCUCGCUUCUGUGGUCCUUUUCUCGUGGAGGCACAAGUGACACCAGUUACAUUCCGCUUGCGCUUACCAGAUACGUGGAAGCUUCACAAUGCUUUCCAUGUUCAGCUACUGAAACCCUACAAGGACCCCAACCAACAGUUCCAGGGACGGCAGCUACCGCCACCUCCACCUGUUCUUGUGCAGGAUGAACCAGAGUACGAGAUCGAGCGCGUUCUCACUCAUCGGCGCCGCGGCGGCAAGACCCUCGAGUUCCUGAUAUGCUGGAAGGGAUACGACCCCACUGAGGACAGUUGGGUUGCAGAAGCUGAUAUGGGCAACGCACGCCGUGCUCUCAAGGACUAUCUUGUCAAGCAGGGUGUAUCUCACGCCACCCAGCUUUGA
Molecule: messenger RNA, 2556 nt
Organism: Closterium sp. Yama58-4
Lineage: Eukaryota; Viridiplantae; Streptophyta; Zygnematophyceae; Desmidiales; Closteriaceae
Source: the annotation of a GenBank genome assembly